Messenger RNA from Labrus bergylta (ballan wrasse), 843 nucleotides. Its product is annotated as ependymin-like. The record is from RefSeq and is a predicted model, not a curated record. Gene Ontology annotation, cellular component: extracellular region; lysosome. Gene Ontology annotation, molecular function: calcium ion binding. Gene Ontology annotation, biological process: cell-matrix adhesion. NCBI's taxonomy places the organism in Eukaryota, Metazoa, Chordata, Actinopteri, Labriformes, Labridae.
AUGAACGUGGUCGGCGUGUUGUCCUGCCUCAGCCUGCUGCUAGCUGCCGCUGCUAGCCAGGAGCCCAAGCCCUGCGUCGCUCCGGCCUUGAUGAGCGGAGGUCUCACUGUGAUGACUGUCGGAGCUAUCUCUUCCACCGGAACAGUCAGCUAUGAUGCUAUUGGUCAGAGGAUGAGAGUCAAGACCAUGGGGCUCGAAGCCAACCAGACCGCUAUUCUGGACACGCUGAUGCUUUUCAAUAAGAAAGUCUACUAUGAGAUCAACUGGAGCAAAUUCACCUGCAAGAAGAAGAAGCUGGACACAGACUUCAUCCCCAUGCAGGUUCCCUCUGAUGCCAAGCUGAUGGGUCAGGUGUUCAUGGGCUCCUCCUCCUUCUGGGGGAUGGGAGUGCUGACCAACACUUGGUACGGAUAUCUGCCAGGGAACGGCGUGUACUCAAGUGUGUUCACGGAGAUCGGCUGCGUCCCCAUGACCUUCUCGUCCUACACUCCUGAGUCUGAUUGGAUCACUGUCAGCACCUUUAACUGGGUUUUGGGGAACUCCAACCCCAUGGACUUCUUCCCUCCUUUCAUCUGUGCCAAGGCUCAGCUGGAGGAGACGGAGACGCCCGCCAACAUGUUCGCCGUCCUCAAGUCUCUGGCUUUGAGGGACAAGAUGGAGGAGUAAACAUCUGAAGAGUGUCAGCAACUGAAUCUCGGUUAAAUGAAAACUUAAAAUGGUUCUAUAUGAAUAUUUUGGGGUCGACAGUGAGAACUGCACAAGGAGACCUUCCUCUGUAGCUGCAUCCCUGCAACAGCAAGCGCCCCCCCCCGUCAGACUCCUUAAUAAAAUAAAUUAAAAGCA